CCGAGCUGCUGUCCGUUACCCACCCCGUUGAUAACGACGACGAUGUCCUCGCCUGCUUCCACCGCGACCCUCAGCCCCAGCCCGUCGCCGCCCUCUGCGCGCCACGCUGCGUCCCUUGUGGACCCUGCGCGCCACUCGCCCGCGAUGACACAGCUCAUCGACGUCCGUCUCACUAAGCCCGUCGUCCAGUAUCUGAUCGACACCGUCGUCGAUGCCGUCGACUUCGCGAUGGGCCGCUCCCCGCGGAGCCACGUGCGCUUCCGCGCCUCGUUCACGACCUUCGUCAACGACGUGCUCACGCGCGCCGAGGUCGCCCCCGCCACCGUGCUCGCGGCGCUCGUCUACAUCGCCCGCGCGCGCGCCCAUCUGUCCAUCGCGCUCGAGGAGUGGGCGCUCGAGCGCGUCUUCCUCGGCGCGCUCAUCGUCGCGUCAAAGUACACCAACGACUCCACGCUGAAGAACGUCCACUGGGCGCUCUGCACGGGCGUCUUCGGCAAACGGGACGUGGGCCGCAUCGAGCGCGAGUUUCUGGAGGUGCUCGACUGGGAGCUCGGCAUCAGGGAGGCCGACCUGAUGGCGCACCACACCGCGUUGGUCGCGGUCGCCUUCCCGGGCGGCGACAAUGACAAACAAGCGCUGUCCGUCCCCGCAUUCACCCGCAAACACACCCGCGCCUCGUCCGUCCCGGAGCUCGCACCGAGCUCGCCGGUGUCCUCCGCCGGCUCGCUCUCCCCCGGGCCCGCGCACACCCGCCCAUUCGCCCCCCGCACCCCGCCCCUCCUAUCGAUAUCCACACCGCCAAAGAAAUCCCCACCGUUCCCGCCCCCCGCCCCGGCGCGCCGCUGCGGGAAGCUGCACGGGCUCCUCCGCGCGUUCCCGCUCCCGCUGCCCCGCCACCAUCACCGGCUACACGUCGCCACGUAG
Molecule: messenger RNA, 924 nt
Organism: Mycena indigotica
Lineage: Eukaryota; Fungi; Basidiomycota; Agaricomycetes; Agaricales; Mycenaceae
Product: Cyclin N-terminal domain-containing protein
Exons: 2
Coding region: 43-924 (293 amino acids)
Biological process (GO): regulation of cyclin-dependent protein serine/threonine kinase activity
Cellular component (GO): cyclin-dependent protein kinase holoenzyme complex; nucleus
Molecular function (GO): protein kinase binding; cyclin-dependent protein serine/threonine kinase regulator activity
Source: RefSeq, a predicted model, not a curated record